Messenger RNA from Gigantopelta aegis, 5210 nucleotides. Its product is annotated as E3 ubiquitin-protein ligase RNF103-like. The record is from RefSeq and is a predicted model, not a curated record. The coding region runs from base 350 to 2398 and encodes 682 amino acids. Lineage: Eukaryota; Metazoa; Mollusca; Gastropoda; Neomphalida; Peltospiridae. The transcript is spliced from 3 exons. Gene Ontology annotation, molecular function: ubiquitin-protein transferase activity. Gene Ontology annotation, cellular component: endoplasmic reticulum. Gene Ontology annotation, biological process: protein ubiquitination.
UUCCUUGUAAGGUCAAGGGUUGUGUACUGUUGUGUGGGAAGGCCUCGACUCGGUUUGUGUGAAAAUAAUGAGUAUUGUUUACAUCUGGUCGUCACAGAUAUGACAUUUCUUCCAAAACAUCAGUAAAGUACCAGUUGUGAUACGGCUACUUUCACAUGAUCGUUUUUCGGCAAACAUUCGUUAAACAAUACACUUCAACAUUCCAGCGCAGUUGACGUGUCAAACUAAAAUUGAAAUGUCAAGGCCGUAGCCCUGUUGCCAGUGUUGGUGGUGAGGGCUAAUGAACUGUCAACACUGAUCGCACCAAGACUGAACUGUUUACAACGUUUCGACCAUCAGACGACAAAAGAUGUGGCUUAAGUUAUGUCUUUUGUUGAUUUUCAUGAUUUUUCUUUUCAUCUUGGCGAGGAUAGUGGAGGCUGUGAGUUGGUUGGAAGCAGGAUUCCUUUCUCGUAGGCUCCUAGAUCCCAUGUCCCUGUCUGUCCUAAAACUGAAAGCUCUGCUGGAACAAAGAGGCGUUAGCUUUGAGGAGAUUGUACUUGAGAAAAAAGACCUCACUGAUCUUGUGGAAUCAUCAGGUCCUGUCACAGAAGGUGAUGUGGAGCUUGCAACUGUUGAUGAGAAAUCGACUGAGGUAACCAACUUCUCAUCCGGUGUUCAUUUCUUUGAGCAAGUCGAGGAUGCCAAGGACAGUGUCUGGUUAAUACAGAUUGUCACACAACAACGCAGACCUAGACUCCUCGGUGAUGUGGCCUGGUCCAAUAUACAGAAAAAGGUUUCCAGAUUCGGAGUUCGGGCGGGUGUUCUUGACUGCUCAUUAGAUAUCAGGUACUGUCACACACGAGGAUGGCAAUCCCCACAACUUAUGUUGGCCCUUCCUGAAGGCUUCGAGACCAAAGCAAACGUGAAAAUCCACACCUAUGGAGGACCCACUAAAGAGUCGGCAAUAUACAACUGGAUUAGAGAAAAACUAGAUGGAAAAGUACACAGAAUUACAAACUACAAAACCUUCAAGGACAGUUGGCUGACCUUUACGAAUCCGAAAACAAAUCCUGAAAUCCGAGCAGUAUUUUUAACUGAUCAGCAUUUUGUACCCAUGUUCUUCUCAGCCCUCAGUGUCAAAUUUCCUGGUCGGGUCAAGUUUGGAACAGUUGACAUUAGCUCUACAGAUGGAAUGCACAUUUUAAAUCUCAUUAAAAACAACAAAGAACGAUUUCAUUUGAAUAACUUACAAGUUCCAUUGUAUAUGAUUAUUACAUCUGAACGUAUUUCAUACUAUGGUACAAAGUCGGGUGAAAUAUUUUCAUUUUCCAAAAUGGAGAAAUAUCUUAAUUCACUUUAUCCUUGUUUAAAUGAUAUUUUCAUUUUCAGUUUUUUAGUUGGGAAUAUUCUAUCUUGUUUCGAAGUUUGUUUAGCCCAGGGCUCGAUCAUAAAAAGAUUUAAGCAGUUUGUUUGGUGCUUAAUCAAAUAUAACAUUCUUGUUAUCAUGCUUUGUCUUCCCCUGGUGGCCGUUUUUCAGUUGCCCUAUCUGGAUAAAAUGCCUUUAAUUGGACUCAAGCUGAUUAGAGAAUUUUCACUAACCACCAUGGGAAACACUAUGAGAAAUGACCUUUUCCUUUACACCAAACACUCCACUAUUUUAGCCGCUAUGUUUUUCCUGUACAUGUUUAUUAUUGGUGUAGCUGAAUACAGGCGGAAAGGCAGGGAGGAACCCGAAGAACAGGAAGAGAAUUUCUGGGAUUUCACACAGAUGAGGACGCUGGAACAUUUGUUGUCCCCGUACACAAUCCUGAACAUUGGUCAUCCUUACAGACUUCAGUCUGAUCUUGAAAUGGCAAUGAGACCCGUUGCAUCCGAGAAUUACAUCAAACAGCUUCCCACUUGGAAAUACACUCCUCAGGUGAAAUCCAACAUUUGCCGUGGAUCAGAGGCAGGGCUUGAAGGUGACCAUAGCAAUGUUGCUUCCAUUCCGUGUGAUGGUCAAGAUGAAACGGUUUCUGGAACAGAUAGCUUUAAGGUACCUCAGUCGUCAUGGCAAUGUCAGCAACAUUCUAGUACUGCUAGAAAUAUCCAAUCCUCAUGUGAGAAAUCUGUUCCUACUGCAGACCGUAAAUUAGAUAAUAAAAGUAAAAAGGUUGAUUCAAAUUUGACACAGCACGGCAAAUGUGUGGAAAUGUUGGUGGACAACUUUCCCCACGGUUACCUCCCUUCAUGUCAGUGUGUCAUAUGUCUCGAUGAUUAUGUCAGUGGCGUCAUGUUGUGUGGCUUACCCUGUGGACACCAUUUUCAUGAAAAUUGUAUCUUUACCUGGCUAAAGCUGGAUAAUCAUUUCUGUCCAGUUUGUCGUAGAUAUGCAUUCAAGGCUGUUUCAUCCAGUGUGCAUAUUCACUCCGAGUAAUGAUCUUUAUUCUAGAACUUGGUUUUCUUGCUAUAAAUGUUUCUUGUGUAAAUGUUUUUCUUUCUAGUAUAACAAAAUUUACUAAUAGCACCCUGCACAUUUGAUGCUGCAUUUCAUCAUAGAGAGUAAAGGCGUUUUGGGCUUGAAAUAGCAUGUUUGUUUGCCCAAAAAUUUUACUCAUAAAAUUUGAAAUCCUGAGGCUUGCAACCCCUGCAAUUAAAAAAAUAUCUAUGACAAAAAAACAUUCCAUGGAAAAACAUUUCUCAUAUAGUCCACCAAAAAAAAAAUGCGUAGAAAAUGAAAAAUUCCACGGCAUUGCCAAUUGCCGUGGACAAUUGCAUGGGUUGGGCUUGGAUAUAAUAAUAAUAGCUGGAGACAAAAAGGCACUUGGUCUGUGUAGGUUUGUGCAAUUGUAUAAACAUUUUGAUACUACCUAGAAGUAGGUGGGGGAAAAUCUUUAUUAUUGCAUUGUAUAAUUUUGUUGGGCUAGAAGAGCUAAAUAAUUAAAUUCUUUAAAAAUGUUUACACUUUUCAUUUGCGGGAACAAUUAAGAAUAUAUUCCACUGAUCAGAGUAUUAAAUUCAUUUAGGUUAGAGUUGUGUCUUUUCUUUCUUUCUUUUUUCUUCUAUUUUUUUUUUUAGGUGCUUUAUCACUGGCCUUGCUGGUGUUUUUUGAAGGGGGAAGGGAAUAAAGACAUCAGCAGUGUGUAGUUCUGGGAGUUUGAAAACUACUAACCAGAGUGUUAAUACUUAGUACAUUUUUAAAUAUAAAGUAUAGCACUUGGUGAUUCCUGCAUAUACACAAGUAUGUAAUUAAUACACACUUAUUUAUUCUCUGAAAAAAAUGUUAGCCAUUUUUGCUAUGAAUUUAUUAUCCGUCAGUUUUGUGUACAUUUUGUAAGAUGAGGAAGCCAUGUUUUUCAGCUGGUUUAAAUUUAAUACCUAAAAGCAAUGAACAAAUAUACAUUCAGCUUGGUCUUCAGUUGUCUACUUUAAUUACACAUACAAAACUUAAUUAGUUUUUUAAAAAUUCAGUUGUUAUAUACCUAGAAACCAUACUUUGGUUGAUAACCUUCAUAAUUUUUCAUAAAAUUGAUCUUGUUAAUAAACUAUGUAACUAUAAAUAAGGUGGGUGGGUGGAAUGUUUCUGUUUUUUCCCCAUAAUUUUUAUGGUAGUAUCUGGCUUGUUCAGUUUUGCACGUUAGUGCAGAAUAUGGUAAAACCCACUGAUACAUAAUUAACAAAAUGUAUUGUGUUUAUAACUACCAUAUAAUGAUAUAUUUACUUAAGGGACUACCCUGAGUUUCUAGCCAUUGCAACAUUUAUUUACAGCUAUUUAUUUAAUUCACAUGUGGCUGAAGUUCAGUGUGUUUUGUCAUUGCUCUGUACAUGUACACUAUAAAGUUUACAUGCAUGAUGUAAAUUUGUAGGACAUGUGUCUCUAGCAAAUUGCGUACAUAAUCAGCAAACAUACAUUUAGAUUGUCUCGAUGAAAUUAUUAAAAUGGAACUUUAUUUAUAGGGCCGAAUUUACAAAGCAUUUUUCUUAGACACAGGUGUUUAAGCAUUGUAAAUGUCUGUAGUUAAACGUGUGUAUGACAUAAAUAGGCUUUAUAAAUUCGGCCCAUUAAUUCUAGAAUAUGUUAUUUAUAGACUUCUGGUAUAUGUGCAUUUUUGUCUCCCUUAUUGAAGCAAAUGUAUUUAGUACGAGCAACAUUUAAUGAAUUUUAAAACAAAAUUAAAAACAUAUUUUUUAUUCCUUUUCACAACAAUAAGGUAUUUAUAAUCUUUCCUAUAUGAUCAUUAGAAUUAUAUAAAACUUUGUAGGUAAUGUCUUUUAAAAAUCAAUAUUGAAAGGUCCUAGAACUGUGUUUACUAAUACACAACACAAACCUAGCUAUAGUUACAAAUUCCAAUACAUUUAUGUGCUUUUCCAGUCAGCAGAUAUCAUUAGCCAUCUUGAUGCAACAUGCAAUGUCAUGGUUGUAUUGCCCAGGAGAGAAUGCUUGAACUGUAAUUGGAUAUAAGCAUAAAAAUAAAGUUGAAAUAAAAAGCAGCAUGCACGUUUAGUCACUAUUUUUAGUACAUGUAUAAAGGUGGAUCCAGAGGGGACUCAAAGGGGUCCUGUGCCCCCCCACCGCAACCUGUUAGAAGUUCACUUUUUAAUGACUUGGCUUUUUUAAAUUCAUCAUCCACAAUACACAAGAUUAAAUUGCCCUGAAAACACGUCUCUCAACAUCUUUAUUUCAUCAUUUUCUUGGGAGCAUGUCCCCGAACCCUCCUAAAGAUCUAGCUACCAAAGGAAACUCAGCUCAUUUGCCUCGUUUGCCUUUGACAAACUCAUAAAUUACCCUUUUUAAAAUUUUGUGACCACCCCACCGUUACAAAUCACGGAUUUGUCCAUGUUGUAUGGUAUACUUUUCAAUGCUUGGUUACUGUGCCUUUUUUAUAUGACUUAGUUUGGAGAUCAUGUCUAAAAUAAAACCAUGUUGGUACAUCACAGGAAAACAAAAAUUAUUUGAUGUAUUCUAAAUGUUACAAAUACACUUGAGUUGUAACUGAGAGAAAAAUAAAUAGCAAAAAUUAUUUAAUAUUAGCAAAAAUGGUAUUUGUUUUAUUUUCAAGUAUUUAUGACUUAAACUAGAUGGAUUGUUCCUGCUGUUAUUGGUAGAAAUUUGCUAGAUAUCUUGUAUAGGAGUUACCUUUGUUAGUACAUGUAUAUUGUCUGUACAUCAUGAUGUAAUAAUUUAUUUGUUAACAUUGAGUCACAGUUAACUUUAUGGAUAGCUUCAGCAAAUAAAGUUGUGAAACUCA